UCCGGAGCGCCCGGCCAGGCAAUAUCUCGGGCUAGGGCUGGAGGGGGAGCGCGAGUGGAGGGCACCAGGUAGCAGCGUCUGCGGCGCGUGGCUCCGGGCUCACCAUGGCCGAGCUGCUGAGGAGCCUGCAGGAUUCGCAGCUCGUUGCUCGUUUCCAGCGCCGCUGCGGGCUCUUCCCGGCACAGGAGGAAGGCCUCGGCGAGAGCUGCGCGGACCCCGUGGAGGGCGCGGCGCGAGCGCCGGCGCUCCAGCAUCUCCCCGCGGCCAACGGCAAGGGCGCCGGGGAGCCGGCCAAUGGGCUGCGGAGAGUCGCGGUCCCGCAGGCUUAUGUACAGAAGUACGUUGUGAAGAAUUAUUUCUACUAUUACCUAUUCAGAUUUUCAGCCGCUUUGGGCCAAGAAGUGUUCUACAUCACGUUCCUUCCAUUCACUCACUGGAAUAUUGACCCUUAUUUGUCCAGAAGACUGAUGAUCAUAUGGGUUCUGGUGAUGUAUAUUGGCCAGGUGGCCAAGGAUAUCUUGAAGUGGCCCCGCCCCUCCUCGCCUCCCGUGGUGAAACUGGAGAAGAGGGUGAUCGCAGAAUAUGGGAUGCCAUCCACCCAUGCCAUGGCAGCCACCGCCAUCUCCUUCACCCUCCUCAUCUCCACCAUGGACAGGUACCAGUAUCCCUUCGUCUUGGGACUGGCACUGGUCGUGGUGUUCUCCACCUUGGUGUGUCUCAGCAGACUGUACACGGGGAUGCACACCGUCCUGGACGUGCUGGGUGGCAUCCUGAUCACUGCCGUCCUCAUCAGCCUCACCUACCCUGCCUGGACGCUGAUCGAUCGCCUGGACUCAGCCAGCCCCCUCUUCCCUGUGUGUGUCCUAGUGGUACCCUUCUUCCUGUGCUACAAUUACCCCGUGUCUGAUUACUACAGCCCGACCCGAGCAGACACCACCACCAUUCUGGCCGCCGGGGCAGGGGUGACCAUAGGAUUCUGGAUCAACCAUUUUUUCCAGCUCGUGUCCGAGCCCACGGAAUCUCUCCCUGUCGUUCAGAACAUCCCACCACUCACCACGGACAUGCUGGUGCUGGGUCUGACCAAAUUCACCGUGGGAAUUGUGCUGAUCCUCCUGGUGCGUCAGCUCGUCCAAAAUCUCUCCCUGCAAGUGUUGUACUCGUGGUUCAAGGUGGUCGCCAGGAACAAAGAGGCCAGGCGGAGGCUGGAGAUCGAAGUGCCUUACAAGUUCGUCACCUACACAUCCGUUGGCAUCUGUGCCACCACCUUCGUGCCAAUGCUCCACAGGUUUCUGGGAUUACCCUGAGCCUCAAACGGUUGGAAAUGAGCUCACUGGACUGGAGAGCAAGACAUCAAAAAUUGUCGAGUGGGAAGGUCUUAACACAUUUUUCUUUAAGGAGAAAAAUUCCUUAAGUCACAUGUCUGUUUUGCUGAUAUCUGAGAUAAAUGCUGCAGCUGUAUGGAAGGAAACAUUUUCUCACAGGGACCACUAGCCUAUACGGGUCAUGUUACAGGUGAAGCCAGGCUAAAACCCACAGUUGAGUUCUUUAAGCAGCCCUCCCACCCUCUACCCUGUGUGUUACUCAGCUGUUGAACCGGUCCUGGCCUGGCAGGAAUCAUGGCCUGGAUAGGAGCAGCGCCAAGCCCUCCUCCCACCCCCUACCCAUGCCUGGGUUCUGAAAAGCCUAAAAAGAUAGGAAUGAUCCAGGAGCCUGGAUGUCGGGCAUUUCUUUUCAGUUGUGACCUUGCCCAGCACUGAGUCUCAUUUCCAAAAUGUUGCUCCAAGAGAAAGGGUGGUGCCACUUAAAACUGCGUUCCCUAAACAGGGUGACUUUCUCGUCAAUGUGAUCACAUUAGAUCCUGCCUGCUUGGGGGGAGCAGCGUACAGUCAACUUCGACGUGAUGCAUGAAAGGGGGUUGGGAAGCUGCAAGGUCAUGGGUAAGAGCCUGCUUUCCUUAGGAGUCCUGGUCUCUGUCGGGUGCAUAUUGAACAGGGAUCCACUCCCCCUUGUUUGUACACCUUGCAGAAUUCCAGGUACUUUUUUUUUUUUCUCUUUCAGGGCCACACCCACACCUAUGGAAGU
Messenger RNA from Phacochoerus africanus (Common warthog), 2082 nucleotides. It is a transcript of the gene SGPP2, whose product is annotated as sphingosine-1-phosphate phosphatase 2. Bases 105 to 1304 code for a protein of 399 amino acids. Gene Ontology annotation, biological process: phospholipid dephosphorylation; sphingosine metabolic process. The record is from RefSeq and is a predicted model, not a curated record. The transcript has 5 exons. Gene Ontology annotation, molecular function: sphingosine-1-phosphate phosphatase activity. NCBI's taxonomy places the organism in Eukaryota, Metazoa, Chordata, Mammalia, Artiodactyla, Suidae. Gene Ontology annotation, cellular component: endoplasmic reticulum membrane.